AUGCCUGCCGUUUACGGAUCUCGCCUCACCACCUUCGAGGAUUCCGAGAAGGAGAGUGAAUACGGUUACGUUCGCAAGGUAUCUGGACCAGUCGUGGUUGCUGAUGGAAUGGCCGGGGCUGCUAUGUAUGAGCUGGUGCGUGUUGGUCGUGACAAUCUCAUUGGUGAGAUUAUUCGUCUCGAAGGGGACUCUGCUACCAUCCAAGUCUAUGAGGAAACGGCCGGUUUGAUGGUUAAUGAUCCAGUGUUACGUACACACAAGCCUUUGUCCGUGGAGUUGGGGCCUGGAAUACUGGGAAACAUUUUUGAUGGAAUUCAGAGGCCUUUGAAAACUAUUGCUAAAAGAUCCGGUGAUGUGUAUAUUCCUCGUGGUGUCUCUGUUCCAGCACUUGACAAAGAUGCACUCUGGGAAUUUCAGCCUAAGAAAAUUGGCGAAGGAGAUCUAUUGACCGGUGGAGAUCUAUAUGCGACUGUUUUUGAGAACAGUCUAAUGCAACACCAUAUUGCACUUCCACCUGAUGCCAUGGGAAAGAUAACCUACAUAGCACCACCUGGCGAAUAUUCCCUGAAGGAUACUGUGUUGGAGCUCGAGUUUCAAGGUGUUAAAAAGAAGUUCACCAUGCUUCAGACCUGGCCUGUACGUACACCAAGGCCUGUUGCAUCAAAACUUGCAGCUGAUACUCCUCUUCUUACUGGUCAGCGAGUUCUUGAUGCCCUCUUCCCCUCUGUUCUUGGUGGGACUUGUGCCAUCCCUGGAGCUUUUGGUUGUGGUAAAACAGUCAUCAGUCAAGCUCUUUCUAAGUAUUCCAAUUCCGAUGCUGUUGUUUACGUUGGUUGUGGGGAACGUGGAAAUGAAAUGGCUGAAGUUCUGAUGGACUUCCCACAACUUACAAUGACAUUGCCUGAUGGCCGUGAAGAAUCUGUGAUGAAGCGAACAACGUUAGUGGCUAACACUUCAAAUAUGCCAGUCGCUGCUCGUGAAGCUUCAAUUUAUACAGGAAUCACUUUAGCUGAGUAUUUUAGAGAUAUGGGUUACAAUGUCAGUAUGAUGGCAGAUUCAACAUCUAGAUGGGCAGAAGCGUUGCGUGAAAUCUCUGGACGUCUGGCAGAAAUGCCUGCUGACAGUGGAUAUCCUGCUUACCUUGCCGCGCGUUUAGCCUCUUUCUAUGAACGUGCUGGAAAAGUAAAAUGCCUUGGAGGUCCUGAACGAACAGGUAGUGUCACAAUUGUUGGUGCUGUUUCUCCACCCGGAGGAGAUUUUUCAGAUCCUGUGACAUCUGCAACUCUCAGUAUUGUUCAGGUUUUCUGGGGGUUGGACAAAAAGCUUGCUCAAAGAAAGCACUUUCCCUCUGUGAACUGGCUUAUUUCUUAUUCAAAGUACUCAACGGCACUUGAAUCCUUUUAUGAGCAAUUUGAUCCAGAUUUUAUCAACAUUAGGACAAAGGCUCGUGAAGUACUGCAAAGAGAAGAUGACCUGAAUGAAAUUGUUCAGCUUGUAGGCAAGGAUGCUUUAGCUGAAGUGGAUAAGAUCACCUUAGAAACUGCAAAACUUUUGAGAGAGGAUUAUCUUGCUCAAAAUGCCUUUACACCAUAUGACAAAUUCUGUCCCUUCUACAAGUCUGUUUGGAUGAUGCGCAACAUUAUCCAUUUCUACAAUUUGGCGAACCAGGCAGUAGAGAGGGGAGCUGGUACAGAUGGUCAAAAGAUCACCUACACUGUUAUCAAGCAUCGAUUGGGAGAUCUCUUCUAUCGUUUAGUGUCUCAGAAAUUUGAGGAUCCAGCAGAAGGUGAAGCUGCUUUGAUUGACAAAUUUAAGAAAUUACAUGAGGACCUCACUAAUGGUUUCCGCAACCUUGAGGAUGAAGCCCGAUGAUUGAAGAUUUUCAGCCUUGCUCAGAGGAUAGUGUUAUUUGAUAGUUCUAUAAGAGGAAUCAAGAUCCAGUGUCAGCAAUGUCAUGAAUUUUCUCGCACUCUACUUAGAUUCGUUCAUUUCAUAUCUCUUUCCUGGUGCUGGUUUGGCUUUUCGUCUAGUUGCUUGUGCAGCUGUAAUCAUGUCCCCCCGUUAUUUAUUGAUAAUAAGAGAUGAUGCUUGUUCUUUCAGUAUGUAUUUAGGUGAAUAAAAUUAUUUUUGAGAAUGAAGCGGCUGUGACUGCGGGUAUAUGUGGAUCACUAUGGAUUUAAGAGAUGGACCCUGCUGGGACAUGAAACUUUCUGAAUGAUGUGUUUUCUUCGAUGGAUUCUACCUUGUAGCAAUGAAUGAGUAUUUGAUAGAACCCGGAACUUCUCAGUAGCGCA
Molecule: messenger RNA, 2294 nt
Organism: Arachis ipaensis
Lineage: Eukaryota; Viridiplantae; Streptophyta; Magnoliopsida; Fabales; Fabaceae
Gene: VHA-A
Product: vacuolar ATP synthase subunit A
Biological process (GO): ATP metabolic process; proton transmembrane transport
Cellular component (GO): proton-transporting V-type ATPase, V1 domain; plant-type vacuole
Molecular function (GO): proton-transporting ATPase activity, rotational mechanism; ATP hydrolysis activity; ATP binding
Source: RefSeq, a predicted model, not a curated record